Molecule: messenger RNA, 4105 nt
Organism: Delphinapterus leucas (beluga whale)
Lineage: Eukaryota; Metazoa; Chordata; Mammalia; Artiodactyla; Monodontidae
Source: RefSeq, a predicted model, not a curated record
GAAAUCCCUGAGCUAGUCACUGGUCAGAGUGGAGGGGCGGGACUCCGUACCCGCGCUGGGGCCCCAGCUCCGCGCGGCCUGGUCACACUCAGGGGCAGUCUUUGCUCCCCCUCCCCCUGUGUUUUCCGGGGGCCUGCGUAGGCCCGGCUCCCGUCCAUGGAAGGCGGAAACGGCUGCGGGGUCCGGCUCCUCGCGAAGGGGUCUAAUCCUCGCGGCCAUGUCCCGGGUCUUCGAGCUGCAGCCGCAGGACGGCGGCCCCCGGGUGGCCCUGGCGCCGGGGGAGACGGUGGUCGGCCGCGGGCCGCUGCUGGGAAUAACAGAUAAGAGAGUGUCCAGAAGACAUGCCAUUCUUGAAGUGGUGGGUGGUCAGCUUCGAAUCAAACCGAUACAUACAAAUCCGUGCUUUUAUCAGUCUUCUGAGAAGAGCCAGCUCUUACCAUUGAAGACAAAUCUAUGGCACUGGUUGAAUCCUGGAGAUAGUUUCUCUUUAUUAGUUGACAAAUACAUUUUUCGUGUUUUGUCUACACAUUCUGAAAUGGAAGUGGAACGUACUUUAAGAAACAGUCAAAUACUUGAUGAAGAUGAUAUAUUGAAUGAAACGCCAAAAUCUUCCUCGAUUGAUUUGCCUGAUGAGACACCUGAUGCCCCACAGCUGGAAAGAAGCACAGAAAUAGGAAAGACCCCGACCGCUGCAAAUAGUGUGUCUUUCCUAGAUGAAAGUAGAGACUUGAGUAAGCAACAGCCAAACCCUUCCCAGAGGAAAAGAAUCCUUCCAGCGUGGAUGUUAACAGAAAAUCUAAGUGAUCAGAACCUUUCAUUACCAGUCAUCAGUGGAGAUAAUAAUGUAAUCCGAGAAAGUGGAAAAGAAGGAAUCUGCAAAGACAAAACCCAAGUAAACAUCACACAGCAAGGAAGAAAGCGAUUAAUUUCAUCAGGAAGUACAGAAAGUAUAUCAGCAGAGCAAGACACAGGAAAAAAGUGCAAAAAUGCUGACCAGGAAGAGUCUAUCAUUUCAUCCAAGGAAAUGUCACAGUCAUUUUCUGCAAUCACGUUAGAUAACACAGAAGUAAAUAACAUGAAGACUAAUGCACAGAGAAAUGAAAUCCCAGUAGAGGAACUUGAUAAGGUUCCUGAACAUAAAAUCACCACUAAGGGAACACCAGAUAAAGACAGCAAGGCGAGGAGUUGUUCUGAGAGUUGUUUGAGUGCCCAAGGCAAGUCCUUCCAUGACGAGCCUGAAAGAUCUCAUCCUGAGUCUGGCUCUGAUCCCUCCAAUCCUGAAACUUUGCAUGCAAAGGCAGCUGAUUCAGUUCCACAGGGUUCUGAAGAAAACAAGGUCAAGAGGACAUCCUGCAUGUAUGGGGCAAACUGCUACAGGAAGAAUCCUGUCCAUUUUCAACACUUCAGUCACCCUGGUGAUAGUGAUUAUGGAGGUGUACACAUCACGUGUCAAGGUGAGGCUGAUGACCGGCCCGAAUGUCCCUAUGGAGCAUCUUGUUAUAGGAAGAAUCCCCAGCACAAGAUAGAAUAUAGACAUAGUACAUUUCCAGAUCUAUCCCAAAGGAAUUAAAAACGGGUCCACGUAAAAACUUGUACACAAUGUCCAUAGACGCAUUAUUCGUAAUAGUCAAAAAGUGGAGACACCUAAAUAUCCAUUAGCUGAUGAAUGGAUAAACAAAAUGUGGUCUUCCUCUACAACCAAAUAUUUUUUGGCCAUAAAAAAGAACUGAAGGAUUGAAACAUGCUACAGCAUGGAUAAACCUUGGAAACCUUAUGGUAAGUGAAAGAAGACAGAUACAAAGGGCCACAGAUUGUAUAAACUCUUUUAUAUGAAAUAUCCAAAAUAGGCAAAUCCAUAGAGACAGAAAGUAGAUCAGUGGUUGCCAGGGUCUAGAGGAGGGAGGGGGCUAGGACGUGACUCCUAAUGCAUAGAAGACUUUCUUUAUGAAUUGAUAAAAAUAUCCUAAAAUUAGUGGUGAUGAUGCAAAAUUCUGUAAAUGUACUAAAACCCACUGAAUUAUACACUUUCUAAGGGGGAAUUUUAUGGCAUAUGAAUUAUAUAUCUCAAUAAGGGUAUUAUAAAAAAAAGAAUGCAAGAGGUGACACUCGUCUUUUAGAAAGAAAAAAAAGCAUUCAAUAUCAGAAUAUAUUCUUCCUGGAAGUAGAGUAAUAUGAUAACUCCUGGUAGCUGUUUUUUAAGGAUAGUUUGAUGUGCCUUUCAAAAUCAUCCUGAAGACACUUUUGAGUAUAACAAAUGUAUAAAUAUGUAACUCAAUUGACUAAAGUGUAAGAAAAAUUUGCCACUUGUAAUUGGACUAUAUUUAAGUCUGUGAUUCUCAAAAUAGAGGGAAAACUGAUGACAUUUGUGGGCUCAAAAGCAAUAUUAACAAAAACUUGAUUCUUUAAUUAAUUGCUGUCCUGAACGUGGAAAAGAGCCAACUCUCCCUAUCGUGGUGUUCAUGGAAUUUAAACUAUAUCCCAGCCUCCUCCUUCAAGCUAAAAAUGAUCACAUAUACAUUUCUCACCUGCAUGUUUAAUUCUAAAAGCAGAUAUUUUUUGUUGACUUCUUGAAGGGAGGUGGGUUUUCUGGGACCUUGGGAAGCUGGAGAGAUGAAGAUUUUUCAGUGACACAUGGGCGCUGAUUCUGCUUUUCUCCCAGGUUGAGGAUGGCUUUGUUGAUACUGUUGGUUUCUAGAACUAGACGAUCCUAGUGGUUGUAAACAUUCAUUGUAAUGAAAGCAAAUAGAUUGUGAGCAUAAUUUUUCCAGAACGGCGAUAUAAAGCUGACAAUAAAUGGAUAGUGACUUUCUUCUGAUUUAUCUAUGCAGAGUUCAGUGUCACCAACACACCCCAUGGAGGCGGAAACCACACGCCAGCAUGCUAUAUCCAAUCCUGCUCUGUGUGACCACCUUGUUCCAAUUAAUUUCUCUUUCAUGUGUGUGUAUGUGUGUUUGGUUUCUUCCUGCCAAUCUGCAAACCUAACUUAUGAAGCUGCUCCUCUACAGUAGGUAUUGAAAGAAAAAUGAUAAAGAGUAAUUAUUGCUGAGAUUGUUACCGGCCAUCUUGAUAUAAUAUACAUAAUAAACUUGAUUAUCGUAAACAACCACAGUUGUACUCUGUUGUGCCCAAGACCCUGUCUUAGGUGCUGGUGAUUCAAAGAAGAAUAACACAGAGUUUCUGUUUUCAAUGUCCUUACAGUCUAUUGGGGAAGAUAGGAUAUUUAUUCAUUCAGUAACGGUGACUACCGAACACUGUGGCGAAUACAAGGAAGAAAAGGACAUGGGGUCUACAGUCAGAGAACUCACAAAGGCAGUGAGGCAAGUAUGCAAAUAGCAUAAUGGGUAGAAAUGAAAUAGUCCAAGAAAGGAAUGCUGGAGUAUGAUUUAAAUGUCCUGUCUUGCUGCAUAUUGAAAUACAGUCUCAUUCUUGAGGAAGAGCCCUUGUCUGAUUUGAGUUACAAUCUGAACUAGCAAAUUUUUUUCAUGGGAUACAAUUUUUAUCUUCAAGAGUGACUGGCAGACAUACUGUGGUUAUUCAAAUUUGAGUAUGUGGCAGACAGUUCCUCAAAAAUGAACCUAGCCUAUUUUUUCAAGGAAAGCAACCAACAGUAUAUGUUGUAAUUGUAAAAAUUGAGCUUUCAAAGAAAAAAUUAGAAUUUUAGAAAACUUGUGUAUGUUGCUGUGAGCUUGAUAGCUUCCCAGAGCUUUUAAAACUCUUCUGAUGAUACUGACGGUGACAUAAUACAAUGAAAUGUGUCCACAUUUAGGAGAUCUACAAAACUGAGCAAGCCAUUAUUUUACAAAUGACCAAUGUAUGUUAUAAAAUCAGGCAUGGAUAAAAGAUACAUUCAAGGCAUAAGAUAGACCAAUGAAACUUAGUGUAACAGAGUCUGUAAAGUUCAUUAAUAUGAUUUCAGGUUACACAUUGCACCUAACAUCUCAGAAGCUGCUAUCUGUCUGUUUUGGGUGACAUUUUGAAAAUAAUAUUCACAAUUAUCUGAAAAGGCUAUUAAAAUACUUCCUUUUCUAAGUAUAUAUCUGUAUAAGGCCUAAUUUUCUCUGUAUACUUUGAGCAAAACAACAAACGAGAGCAAACAUGAGAAUCU